This is a messenger RNA of Closterium sp. Naga37s-1, 870 nucleotides long. Lineage: Eukaryota; Viridiplantae; Streptophyta; Zygnematophyceae; Desmidiales; Closteriaceae. The record is from the annotation of a GenBank genome assembly.
AUGGAAUCAGGCGGGGUGGCGGCGAGGGAGAACCGAAUGGCGGCCUUCGCGGGGAAGUGGGAGGCGUUCGGGCAGACCAAGGUUGCGGCGCUGAAGGCGGCUGUGGCGCAGGGCGUGGCGCAGAGCCAGCAGAUGUUCGAGAAGGAAAAGCCGGCUCUGCUGACGCCCGUCGAGCAAGAAGCCAAGGCGGACGUGGCGGAGGAGGGCGCGACGGGCAAGGUGUACCGAACUGCAUUCCAUGACAAACACGGCCGCCCAGUCGUGGUGCUCUCUGCCGGCCAGCAGAACACCAAUAACCACGCGGGGCAGGUGCGGCAUCUCGUGCACUGUCUUGAGAACGCCGUCAUGAACCUGCCGGCCACUGCCCGCGAGCAGCAGCAGCUGCAGCAGCAAGAUGGUGUGGAGCAGGGAGAGGAGCAGGGGGAGCAGAAGCAGAUGGUGUGGCUGAUUGACUUCCGCGGGUGGAGCAUGCGCAAGGCCCCGCCGCUCAAGACGUCUCGCGAGGUGCUGAGCAUUCUGCAGAGCCACUACCCGGAGAGGCUCGGCGCUGCUGUCAUCUACAACCCGCCCGCUGUCUUUGAGGCCUUCUGGAAGGUGAUCCGCCCAUUCAUAGACCCGGUGACAUUCAACAAGAUCCUCUUUGUCAACCCAUCCAAGCCCGACAUGGUGAAAAGGCUCGAGGGAAUCUUCGACCUGGACCGCCUUGAGGAGGCGUUUGGGGGGCGGUCCAAGUGGACCUAUGACCAUGCGAGAUAUGGCGAGAUGAUGGCACGGGAUGACGAGAAGACGGCAGAGUACUGGGGGAUAGUGGAGGGGGAGCGCGACCAACGUGGCCCCAAUAACACUCGACUAGUGGCUGGUGAGGUGUAG